Molecule: messenger RNA, 2108 nt
Organism: Theobroma umbraticum
Lineage: Eukaryota; Viridiplantae; Streptophyta; Magnoliopsida; Malvales; Malvaceae
Source: RefSeq, a predicted model, not a curated record
CCUCGUUCCCUCUUUCAGUUUUCGUCAUCUUCGCUGAGGACGGUAUUUAACUCCUUAUCCCCUAUGCUGACCUCGCAUUUCUCACUAUAAAAAGUGGAGUUAACAGGUGGACAACCUAUCAAUGAAACAGAGAAAAAAACAUGAAUUAUGAAAACUAUGAUCCUUCUUUCCCUGACCAACCAGUUGUUGAUCAAUACCUUCCCAUAUGGGCUAGCUUACCAGCUUUCAGGUCCAAGCCAGUCUUCAUUUGGCCCGACGAUGGCUGGACGGAUGUAGGCAACAGCUCAACACUUACCUAUGCUCAACUCAACGAUUCAGUGCAGUCCAUUUCCUUUCAGCUACUCCUUUCAUUGAAAAGAGGUGACACUGUAGUCAUUUUAUGCUCACCUGGGCUAGAGCUCGUUGAGAUCAUUUUUGGGUGUCAACGAGCUGGCCUUUUGAGCGUACCCAUAAUCCCACCAGACCCUUCUUUUGCCAAAGAAAACUAUCACCACCUAGUCAGAGUUCUCUCUCAGACAAAGCUCAAAGCUGCCAUAGCUCACCAUGAUUACAUUACAAGGGUUCAGCAAUAUCUUUCUUCGCCCUCUAAAGACGAGAGGCUUGCAGAGAUGUUACAAAACCUGUUAUGGAUUUCGACUGAAGAUAUCAAACAAAAAAAUGUAGAUUCAACAGCGGGUUCUAUGUUUUAUAAUGGUAGCAAACCUGAUGAACUUUACUUGAUUCAAUACACCUCAGGUGCAACAGGGAUCCCAAAGCCCGUGCUUGUGACAGCUGGAUCAGCAGCUCACAAUGUUAGGACAGCAAGGAAAGCUUAUGAUUUGCAUCCAAAUAGUGUUAUUGUCUCUUGGUUACCUCAGUACCACGAUUGUGGCCUAAUGUUUCUGUUAUUGACCAUUGUAUCUGGUGCAACGUGCGUGUUAACAUCACCUGGAGCUUUCGUUAACCGGCCUAGGCUAUGGCUUGAGCUAAUUACAGAGUUCAAGGCUACUUGUACUCCAGUUCCAUCCUUCACCCUGCCACUAGUCGUGAAGCGUGGUGGAGUUGAAAAAGGAAGCUCGCCUAUUAAUCUAUGGAGCUUGAGAAAUCUCAUAAUCAUCAAUGAGCCCAUUUACAAGGCAUCAGUUGAAGAAUUUCUUGAUGUGUUUAAGCCAUUUGGACUAAACCCAUCGUCAAUCUCUCCAUCUUAUGGCUUAGCAGAGAAUUGCACAUUUGUUUCCACAGCGUGGAGAACUAAUGACAACUCUGGAAACUCCAGUUUCCCUAAUCUUCCUUCUCACAACAAGCUCUUGCCAAGUGCAAGACUUGCUAAUGAAGAAGAAGAAGAGGACAUGAACAUUAUUGUUGUAAAUGAGGACACCCAUGAGCCUGUUGACGACGGAAUUGAGGGUGAGAUUUGGGUUUCAUCUCCAAGCAAUGCUUCUGGUUACCUAGGCCAUUCUUUCUUAACUCAAGAUAUAUUUAAAGGUAGACUGAGCAACAAGGUUGGCCGGUGUUUUGUCCGAACAGGAGAUAGAGGGAUUGUGAAAGGGGCAGAAAGAUUUCUCUUCGUGACAGGUCGUUGCCUAGACGUCGUUAAGCUCCCAAACGGCCAGGAUAUGCACCCUCAUUACAUAGAGACCGCUGCUUAUAAUACUUGCCCACAGCUUAUUAGAGGAGGUUGUCUCGCUGCAUUUGAUAUCUCAAGAAUGAUCGUUCUUGUAGCAGAGAUGCAGAGGAGUGAAAAAGAUAACAAGAUUUUGAGGGACAUAUGUGAAAAAUUCAGAGAAACGGUUUGGAAUCAAGAGAAAGUCGAAUUAGGGAUGGCAGUUCUUGUAAAAAGUGGAAGUGUUCCGAAAACUACUUCAGGUAAAAUUCAAAGAUGGGCGGCCAAGGAUAACUUUCUAGGAGGUAAAAUGAAAGUUUUAAUGGAAAUGAAGUUUGAUAAUUACCAUGGGGGUUUAUUACCAUCCCCUGGGGCAAUGAUACUUGCAAGUAAGGGAAGAGGACAAAGAACAGGAAAAGGAAGAGAAGGUGAAGAGAGGGGAGCCCUGAUAGCUGAAGAGAAAAAAGAGAAUCCUUUUUCACUGUCAAGUGCUCCAACUCGUCAUCCCUGGUUGUCUCGAUUGUGA